Messenger RNA from Hippocampus comes (tiger tail seahorse), 3862 nucleotides. It is a transcript of the gene inab, whose product is annotated as internexin neuronal intermediate filament protein, alpha b. The transcript has 3 exons. NCBI's taxonomy places the organism in Eukaryota, Metazoa, Chordata, Actinopteri, Syngnathiformes, Syngnathidae. Gene Ontology annotation, biological process: intermediate filament organization. Gene Ontology annotation, cellular component: postsynaptic intermediate filament cytoskeleton; intermediate filament; cytoplasm. Gene Ontology annotation, molecular function: structural constituent of postsynaptic intermediate filament cytoskeleton. The record is from RefSeq and is a predicted model, not a curated record. Bases 230 to 1711 code for a protein of 493 amino acids.
UUGUCACAAAAGGCAUAAAAUAAGUGGUCGUUGAGGAGUGUGAUUUACCAAGGUGUGGCUAUAAAAACUAACACUGACCUCUUUUUUUGGAAUGUGUGUUUUUAAAUUUUGUAUUUCACUUGGUAUGCCUUGUAUUCCUGUCUGGCCCAUUUGGAGAGACUCCGCGGUACUAACAAUACAUAUGCAAUAACGAUCGUGCUGCCCCCGCCUAUAAAAGGGAGACGCGCCCAUGUCGUCUUAUUCCGACUCCAUUCAAGCCACGAUGAGCUACGGAUCUGAAGUCUACUCCUCCUCUUCCUACCGAAGGAUCUUCGGGGAAUCUCCCCGCUAUGCGUCCUCUCCAUCUCGGACAGCCAUGAGUGUGUCCUCGCGGGGAGGUUACCGAGCCUCGUCCGCGUCCCGGAGCAACGUUUCAUCCGCGGGCGGGUACACCCGAAAGUCCGGACGCGCCUUCUCGUCCAUGCCGCUGGAGACCUUCGACCUGGCACAGAGCAGCGUCCUCAAUAAUGAGUUCAAAAUUGUCCGCACCAAUGAAAAGGAGCAAAUGCAGGGUCUCAAUGACCGCUUUGCCAUGUUCAUUGAGAAAGUGCGCAAUUUGGAGCAGCAUAAUAAAGUGCUGGAGACGGAGCUGGUGGCCCUGCGUCAGAGGCAGGCGGAACCAUCCCGCCUCGCCGAGCUCUACCAGCAGGAGAUCCGCGAAUUGCGCUCCCAGUUGGAUGAGCUCAAUGGGGAGAAGUCCCAGCUCCUCAUCGAGAGAGACAGCAUUGACGAUGACCUCCAGAAGCUCAGGGGGAAAUAUGAAGAAGAAUUCCGUGCUCGAGAGGACGCAGAGGCCACACUCAAGGCUUUCAAGAAAGAUGUGGAGGACGCCACCAUGGUGCGCCUGGACCUGGAGAAGAAGGUGGAAUCUCUUCUGGAUGAAAUCAACUUCCUGAGGAAGGUGCACGAUGAGGAGGUGGCCGAACUCACGGACAUGAUCCAGGCUGCUCAGGUGUCCGUUGAGAUGGAGGUCGCCAAGCCGGACCUGACCUCCGCCCUCAAGGAGAUCCGAAGUCAGUAUGAGUCGAUGGCCUCCAAGAACCUGCAGUCCGCCGAGGAGUGGUACAAGACCAAGUUCGCCGACCUGUCUGAGCAAGCCACCCGCAGCAACGAUGCCAUCCGCGCCAGCAGGGAGGAAAUGAGUGAGUUUAGGAGGCAGCUGCAGUCCAAAACCAUCGAGAUUGAGAGCCUCAGAGGCACUAAUGAGUCCCUGGAAAAGCAGCUUAGGGAGAUGGAGGACAGACACAGCGUGGAGAUUGGAAACUACCAGGAUGGCAUAGCGGAGUUGGAGAAUGAGCUGAGGGGCACUAAAAGUGAGAUGGCUCGUCACUUGAGGGAGUACCAAGAUCUGCUGAAUGUCAAGAUGGCUCUUGAUAUUGAGAUAGCGGCAUAUAGAAAGCUGCUGGAAGGUGAGGAGACCCGCAUUGGGACAGGGAUCGCCUAUCCUAGCCCAUCCAUAACUUCAGGCGGUGGACAGAGUUACAACUACCAGUCCCGCAUCUACACCACCUCUGGCAAGAGCUCCAAGAGGGAAGGCAAGGAUGACAGCCAGCCGCAGAGCAAGGCUGGAAGCAAGGCCACACAUGAGGUUUAUGAGGAGACAGUGGUCACCACUAAAAAGGUGGAGAAGCAACAAGAUGCCAGUGAUAGCGCCACCAAUCAGAAAAACUAGGAGCCUAGUGUAAGCCUGCUAGACCACUAAACCUUAUUUAUCUCACAACUUCCCUUCCCCUCUCCUUUGAUCAGUCUCCAUACCAUGAUAAACCCGUUGUCUUUACACUUACAACACCACAGGGAGCUAAGGUGCUAGUUUGCCUUCUCAUAAACAUCUUGUAUUCAUGUGUUGGAUUUGCAGAUAGAAGUAACUUUUGAGAUGUAGGGGUUUACUAUAUGUUGCUCUCACUUCCCCUUAAAUAACACACACUCCCAGGAGGAAAACUUCAAAUCAUUAACUCCAAUAUAUCCGUCAUUAUGUUCAAGACCACUCGAUUCUCUUUUGUUCUUUUGUUCGUCAUUCACUCACUGAGAAGAACAAGCUCUUAGGCAGCACACACUAGAAAUGUGGUCUUUUCAAGUACAGUACUCAACUGCUUGUUCACACUCGCAUCAUAAAGAUGCACAGAGUAGCUCACAACUGGUCAAACACCACAACCACAAUUACGAGACAAACGUGUGCAACCACUGUGCAUACUUAAAGGACAAAUGCGUUGAAAACAUCACCUGUUUACUCAAUUCAACUUAGAUAAACGAUAGAUUAAAGAGUUUAGUAAAAAAGCACACACAUCUACAAGAAACCAUCCAGAGUUAUGGUUGGCCUAAAAGUCUAGCUUGUAAUCUUGCUCAAUUAACUCAAAAUCAAUAAAAAAAAAUUCACCUUGCACAAAUUUCCAAAUAACUAUUGGUGGCGUCAAUUGUGUCUGCAUGGGAGCAGCACAAAUGAAGGAAGACAUCCUCAAAGGAAAACUGCCCUUUCUUACUUUUUGAACGAUAAUAAUAAAGUUGCAAUAUUUAAUGAGCAAACAAGAAAUCUCUGCAAAGUGAGCUUAAUUUGCAUGGUGUACUAGAGAUAGUCAUCCUCUUGCUCCAUUGCGCAUUUAACGCAAUGACCAGAUUGAAGGGUUGGCCCAGGCCUCCCUUUUCUGCCAUUGACCGCGCACAACAUCAUCAUGCACAAGCAUUCAAGGAUGACUGCACUGCAGGUAGUGUUUGUUCGCUUUGUAGGAUAUAACCAUAAAGACUAUCAUAAUGUGAUUAACAACUGAAAUAAAAACGAAAACAAGUUGAUUUGCUCACUUAACCAAGAAUUAUGCACAGUAACCUGUUGGGUAAAUCAUACUUAAGCACAAAAAGCUGAUUAUGUCUGAUGCACCUGAGCGAUAACAGUACCCAUAUGUUGCUCCAUUUCUCAUUUCCUUACAUUGAUGAGUAAAGCCUAAUUUGAACCCGCAAUCCAUAUCACUCAAGGCUGAAGACCAAACCUUGCAACGGCAGUUAAAAUACAGCCGAUAAACAGCCGAAAAGCACCCGAUUGUUUAAAAUGUGACCUCGCUUUCACACUUUGGCCAUGACUGGAUAAAAUGUCUGUUGUAGUGUAAUCUCACCAGUAGAAACUUGUUUGAGUGAGCCACUUGAAGCUCACUUUUUUUGCUUGCUUCCUGCCAGUUAAAACACAGCAACGUUAUAAUUGUGCUAUGCUCCAUGGCAGACCCCACCCUGACAAGCUGCACUCACACACGAAAAAAAAAAUGCGAUUGUAUGACAGAAUGUUCUGGAUUGGCUUCUUAUAUUCGUGGCUUGGGAACGCUCAAUAUGUUAGUGCUGUAGAAAGUGUGCAUUUGUAUCGCUAUGCAGUGGCCUAUGCUAAAAGGACUUUGGAAUAGAAAAAUGUCAUGAGCACAUGUAAAUGUAUGUAUGCUGCAUUCCAGAGUAACAAAAGCUUUUAUAACAUAAUCACACUGCAAACCAAAUAAAAUGUGUCUAAAUAUCCCAUCCCUGCAACACUGCCAAAAGUCCCACAAAUGCAGCACCACGUCAUGGCAUGACAUUACAAACAGUGUCUCAAAAUGUCCAACGCAAGGAUCAAUAUUCUGCCAUAGACUCAAUGAUGUAGGAUUUAAAAUGCCUUAAAACACCAGCAGCUUCGUAUCUUGACAUGUGCAUGGUGCAGAUGAUUCUGUCAAGUGGAGUAUUUGAUCAUUAUUUGCAUUCAUUUAGAGCUACCGUGAAAAUUCAAGUUUAGGGAUUGAAUGUUGUUAUUCUUGUUAGUAUUUCAACUUGCUAUGUAUUGCUGUUAGACACAAUGUCAAUAAAGAUUUGACAUGAC